AUGUAUGGUGCUCAAUCUGGCUCGAGGCAGCCAUCCUAUGCGCCCACGCCUUAUCAUUAUGUUCCAACCACGUCCUUAGCCGCUAACAUUAACCUCGACGAGGAGGUCAAGCUGGCUGACUCCGCGGCAGAGAGGGACCUAAUCGAUUCGCUUGCUGAAGUCUAUAGCAUUAUCCGCACGCUCGAUGGUCUGGAGAAAGCAUACCAGAAGGAUGCGUUGCCAGAAAACGAGUAUACUGAAGCAUGCUCGAAGAUGAUCAAGCAGUAUCAAAGCAUCUUGAGCGACAAGAAUGUCGAGCGUGAAUUUCGAGAUCUAGACUCGUUUAUGCGCGAGUGGGAUGCAAGCUUACCACGAACCGAGGUUUAUGCUCCUCAAGCCAGCCACGCUUCUGCCGCUCCUGUUGUACCAGCAGGACCUUCUGGUAGCCUCAUUCUUGCGGCCACGGAGAAUUUUAUCACCUUCAUGGACGCUCUUAAGCUGAACUAUGUAUCCAAAUCGACUCUACAUCCACUUCUGUCAGAUGUUAUCCAGUCCGUCAACAAGGUCACCGAUAAGGAUUUUGAGCACAGAGGCAAGAUCAUUCAAUGGUUAAUCACUCUCAAUCAGAUGAGAACGACAGAGGAACUGAGUGAGGAGCAAGCGCACGACCUUGCCUUUGACAUGGAACAAGCCUACAACGGCUUCAAGUCGAUUAUUAGCUAG
This is a messenger RNA of Lithohypha guttulata, 702 nucleotides long. It is a transcript of the gene VPS28, whose product is annotated as Vacuolar protein-sorting-associated protein 28. Gene Ontology annotation, cellular component: ESCRT I complex. The transcript has 2 exons. NCBI's taxonomy places the organism in Eukaryota, Fungi, Ascomycota, Eurotiomycetes, Chaetothyriales, Trichomeriaceae. Gene Ontology annotation, biological process: protein transport to vacuole involved in ubiquitin-dependent protein catabolic process via the multivesicular body sorting pathway. The coding region runs from base 1 to 702 and encodes 233 amino acids. Gene Ontology annotation, molecular function: protein-containing complex binding. The record is from RefSeq and is a predicted model, not a curated record.